Molecule: messenger RNA, 2895 nt
Organism: Bactrocera oleae (olive fruit fly)
Lineage: Eukaryota; Metazoa; Arthropoda; Insecta; Diptera; Tephritidae
Source: RefSeq, a predicted model, not a curated record
GCACUAAAAGUAAACAAUCACAAUACAAAACGUAAAGGAAAUAUAUGGUUGUUAUUAUAUUAUUUGAAGGCGAGUUUUAAGUGGUCUUCUCGGUAGUUGGUGGUUAGGCAUCAUUGUGUAAAUAAACAUUGCCAGUCAUGCUAGGUAUGAUGUUAAAUGUUAAAGACUAUAUUGAAUAAUAGUUUAUAAUACAGUGAACCCUUGUUUGGGGGUACUUAAAACUAUAUUACUGCUGUUAAUUGAACCGCUCUAUCGAUCUAUUACAUUUUUAUGGUCGAAAAUACUAGCUCUUUUUAUACAACGAACUACUUGUUCUAUUAAUAAUAGAGCGAAAAGGUCUAGCGACUAUUUCCACGUUCAUGUGACUUUUUGGGCCUGGUCUAAAACCUUACACCUUUCGGUUUCAACCAGAGUAAGUGCCCAGCUCCAACUCUACUACAGUCUGAAAAUGAUAACACUGCCGCCGGAAAACAUGAAGAGUCCUUAAUCCAUUGGAAAGAAAUCCUUAGUGACAUAUAACCAACAUGCUGAAACAUACCUGGAGUCACUCCAAGCCAACCGUCAUUCACAACAGCCGUACUAAAUAGAUGUUCAAUAUAUUAUACAAUGAUAAGGAGAAAAACUUUCUACCGCACGAUUUUGAAUCGACGUUUGCAUCUUGCAGUUGAGGCAGGUUCGACUGGCUUAUUUCAACAUAUCAUUACAUAUCCAACCAGUCUGACCACAGAGCUCUUUGAACUAAACCUUCGGUGGAUACCAAAGCUAGGGACUUGGAAUGGGCUGUUUUAGCUAACGAUGUGAAGGAUAUAAACUUCUGGGUGUUAAAAUACGAAAGUGACUUAUAAAAAACAGUUAUUACCUAUAUGUUUUCCUCGCAGGGAUUAGCUUUCAUUUCCUUUCUUUUAAUUUCCAUCUAUCCUCCCAGUAACACGACUGUCAGCGAUCACUUGUAGAUACUUCUUUCAGCUAAAUGGAGUAUUUCAACUGUUUGGCGCUUCUUCGAAUGGUUAGUGUUUUAUGAGAUGUUUUUCGUUUAUUCAUUUAAAAAGAAUACUUCAGGCGUGGUCAAUGCUAUAGGAAUACCGAUUGUUAUAUGACUAUAGAAAAACCUUAUUCAAUAAUAUUAUAUUUUGACUCUACCCGGAAGCGAAUUUAUGACCACCGAAUAAUUUUCACGAAUGCAUUCAACAGCUGGUACAAACUUAUCUUUCCUGUCUUGAAACAAACAUACAUACGAACAGUUCCAUCUAAUCCAAAACCUACAGUCUUACCAUUCCAAAGACGUCGCCUAUUAGGACUCAACUGUUCACACUAAGUGCAUUCAACUGUAAUUCUCCACAGAGCAGUCGUUACACUUAAGAACCGAUGACGAUUUUUACGUGAACUUACUCUUAUUAAGGAAAAGUUGCAAACCUUUGCUUUGCAAUUGAAGUGCAAUGUUCAUCGACAGGAUAACCGCUUGUUGACCCAUCAAACAAGUAUAUGAACGUAUGCAAAUUUGCCUUAUAAGAGGUGGCACGCGGCAAUGAUUGACAAAACUAAAAUAGUAAAAAGUAUACACAUGUCUCUUGACAAUAACCUAUAAUAAAAGCUAUGUAAUUGGAAGGACGCAUACAACAUGUGCAUACAUAUGCGGGUAUUGAGGAGUUCAACGGAAAUUCGAGUAAGAAUUUCAAUUGAGCGCGGCUAUAAAAACCAAUUGCAAUUUAGUGCAGGAUUUCAGUUGAUUUUUAGCGCGCAGGUUUUAAGCAUGACAGAUCUACGUAGCGUUGAUGAUGCGGUAGAGUCUACGAAAUCCACAAUCUCUCAUUUGUAUAAUGGCAACGACUCAACUCUACAAGUAGUCUCAACUAAUAUAACACACAAUAUCUGUCAGGUAUGUGGUGAUCAGAGUUCCGGUAAGCAUUAUGGAAUACUUUGCUGCGAUGGCUGUUCCUGUUUCUUCAAGCGUAGUGUACGCAAAGGUACUCUGUAUACGUGCAUCGCCGCAAAAGGCAAUUGUAUUGUUGAUAAGACACGCCGCAAUUGGUGUCCAUAUUGUCGUUUGCAACGUUGCCUGGCGGUGGGCAUGAACGUAACCGCCGUACAAGAGGAGCGCGGACCGCGCAACCAAGCAGCUACAGGCAAACAUGGUGCAACAAGCUCGAAAAGUUUAACCUUAGCGCGCUGUGAUUAUACGCACCAUACGUAUCGUCCCCAUUAUGCAACGCAGCAGCAGAAGCCACACACUGCGACGCUCACUGUCGGCAAUGCGGUGAAUUUCCAAAUACUUGCACAAAUCCUUGUGACUUGUCUGCGUCAAGCUAAAUGCAAUGAACAAUUUCGUACACUAACACCCACGCAGCAGGAGGCUAUUUUGAAUGUUGUGUGGAAUGAGUGCUUUGUGUUGCGCGCCUCACAUUGGUCGCUGGACAUAACGGCUAUGAUUGAUGCCUGCGGUGAUCCGCAAUUGCGGCGUGUCAUCGCUGAAGCGAAGCAGCUGCGCGCCGAUGUGAUGGAAUUGAAUUUCCUUGAAACCUUAAUACUUUGCCGCAAAGAAUUGGCUCUAAGCGCGGAGAAUGCAAUGUUGCUAGAGAGUUAUGCAAAUGGCACUUUGGUUUCACUUGCCCGUUAUACCAUGCAACAAUCGAAUUGGUUGCGUUUUGGCACGCUGCUGCUGGGUUUGAGGCAAUUAACCCAACGCUGCUACGAUAGUCUACUUUCAUCGCUUUUCCGCACAGUUGUCAGAGAUAUAGUAAAGAGCUUGUGAGUUGAGUAAUAUUGUGAUUUCCAUAUUGUUUAGAGAAUUCGGAUUUAGUAAACAAAAAGUUCCUCUCUUUGUCAUGAAAAUAUUAUAUAUUAUUAAGACUUAUGAUGUAAUGUAAUAAAAAAACAAAUAAAAAAGUUAUCUUUUAA